Stegostoma tigrinum is the source of this 3564-nucleotide messenger RNA. RefSeq names its product PRKC, apoptosis, WT1, regulator (gene pawr). Gene Ontology annotation, cellular component: cytoplasm. The record is from RefSeq and is a predicted model, not a curated record. Bases 794 to 1801 code for a protein of 335 amino acids. Lineage: Eukaryota; Metazoa; Chordata; Chondrichthyes; Orectolobiformes; Stegostomatidae. Gene Ontology annotation, biological process: apoptotic process; positive regulation of apoptotic process. The transcript is spliced from 7 exons.
UGUACGCUUGUGUCUCUGCGUCUAUCUUUCCCACUGUGUAUGGUGCCUUGCCUGUAGCUGCGUGCCUCACUUUCGUCUUUAUUUUUGUUUGUGCUGUAUCAGGGCUUUGUGGUUUUAUCUCUGUGACCGUCUAUCUGUUAUAUUUAUCUCUGUUUUACCUCUGUGCCUAUCUCCCCGUCUCGGGGUCUCUUCAUAUGUCUCUCUCUCUCUCUCUCUCUGUUUUUGCUCCCCUGUGUCGCUCCGCUCACCUCUGUCUGUUUUUUGCUUGUGUGUUUCUCUUAGUGCCUCACCGUGUGUGAGCUUGCGUUCUGUUUUAACCCGCUCUCUGUUUGUCGAUUUUGUUGCCGGGUGAACUUUUAUCUCUGCCUUUUAUAUUUUAGGCCACUUCUGCUUGUGUCUCUGAUUUCUACAUCUGUGACAAUUUGUGUGUCUGAGUCUCUCUCACUCUCUCGCCGUGUGUAUCUGUGUUUCUCUCUCUCUCUCUCCCCUCCCCUGCAGGUAGGAGGUGGAGGAACGUUGGGAGCAGGAGCUGCCUCCGCCCCCCGCCGCGGGCGCUCAGUGCUGGGUGCAGGUACAGGGAGGAGGGACAUUCGCUGCUGUGAGUUGAGCUGUGCCGGCACCUGAGGAUUAUUUGUGAAUUUAUACCCCCCCCCGCCGCCCCCCCCAAACUCACUCCUGGAGGACUGAGAGACAAAAGAAAGGUUUUUGUUGCUGGAACAAGGAGCGAUCUCUCUCUCUCUCUCUGUGUGUGCGCGGGGUUUUUUCCUGUGGAGGUCUCCCUCGGGCUCUGGCGAUGGCAAGCGGCGGUUACCGGCCUCCCGGGAAUACCACCGACUUUCUGGAGGAAUGGAAAGCCAAGCGGGAGAAGAUGCGAGCCCGCUUCGCCGCUGCGACCGGCGCUAACUCCGCCGAGAGCGGCCCGAACCGGAACGGUGCCCCCCCGCCGCCGCUGCCGCCCGCCGCCGAGCUCAGCAGCAACAACAACGGCGGCGGGGAGCGGGAGCGAGCCGCCACCAGGACCGCGGCUCCGCUCAGUAAGCGGCCGGACGAGGACGGGAGCGGCGCCACCAAAGGCAGCGAGGGCACCGCCAGGAACCCGCCCCCCGACGAGGUCGACGCGGAGAGCCCGCCCGUUACGGCCGCCGCCGCCGCAUCGUCCUCCUCAUCGCCGCCCGCCAGCAGCAAGAGCAAAGAGAAGGGUAAGAGCUCCGGGCCAAGCGCCAGGAAGGGCAAAGCGCAGAUCGAGAAGAGGAAGCUGAGGGAGAAGAGGAGGUCCACCGGAGUGGUCAACAUCCCGUCCACCGAGAGUCCCGAUGAUGACGAUCGUUCAGACCAGAAGCUGCAUCAGAGGGAGGAUGUGAUUACUCAGCAGAACACUCUCCAGAAUGAGUCCAUUACAUCUGAUCCAAACAGCCCAUACAUCGAAACACCAAGAACUACAAGCCGAUGGAAAAGCACCACGAUUGCUCCUGAAGAGGACAUCACAGCGUAUUCAUCUAGCAGCAGGUAUUCUGGCCGAGUGGAGAGACCUGGCUUUAAUCGCUAUGGAAACGCUUCAAGUUCCACCUUAAGCAGUACAUUAGAGAAGAAAUUGGAAGAACUUGAAAAGGAUUUUGCCAAGGAACGACAAGAGAAUCAGAAGCUAAUCAAACUGCUACAGGACAGGGAUGACCUGAUUGGGAAACUGAAGGAAGAAAUUGAUCUACUUAACAGAGAUUUGGAUGAAAUUGAAGAUGAAAAUGACCAACUAAAGCAAGAAAACAAGACCUUGUUGAAAGUUGUUGGCCAGUUGACUAGGUAGAAGAUGCUGUGCGUGAUACACAGAAGCCUGACUGAUAACUUGCACAUUUUUACAAAUCUGGAGUUAGCUUUCAAUAAACAAGUAAAGACUGAAGAGAAAUCAUUCCAAGCUCUCACUGUUCUCUCCUGAGAAUACAACACACCUUCUGUUAGAACUGCAUUGUGUGUUAACAUUUUGUGUUCAGUAGCUGGCUUGUCCGUUGUUUUUCAGUAGCAACUGUUGGAGUUUUUAUUUCUUAAUUAUUUCCUUACACUAUUUCUCAAAACUUGUUCAAAAGAACUAUUUACAAGGAGGUCACUGGUUUAAAUUAUGGUAACAGUUUUGUUAUCUGUAUGAUGCAGGAUCAGCUCAUUCUUGUUAUGUUCUCUCUUGUCAUUUCUGCAUUCAGAAUUCACAUGCUGAAGUUGGAAGAAAGGUAUGCGUGCUUAACAUAUAAACAACGUUUAGAAAGACAUAAUCUCAUGACUGGUAAUCAUAUGAGGAACUUUCCCAUUUAAAUUCUGAACAAAACCCUCAGACUUUCAUGUACAUUGUUAACAUGUCUAAUGAUUUUUCUUGCCCAUGUAUUCAAAACAUUGGUGAAAAGAUGUGUUGCUUGGCAAUUACAUGAAGAAAAUGAUCACAGUACUUUAAUGCAUUACAUUCACACUACAUUACAGGAGGAGCUGUGAGGCCGGAUCACAUAGAUUUUACAAGCAGUUGAGGGAGUCAGGGCGUUAACCUGGAAUGGCUGGGUGUAAGAAUUGCCAGAAGAAUUAAUAUCGCUCUCUUCUUUCUCAUUCUGUCCCACACCCCAGUUGGUCCUUGUAAAUAAAAGCAAGACAGUGCAGAUUCUGGAAAUCACAGAGAAUGUUGGACAUACUCAGCAGGUGUGGUACCAUCUGUGGAGAGACAAACUGAGUUAACGUUUUGGUCCAGUGGCCCUUCUUAAGAAGUCGCCUUACCAGACUUGAGACAUUAAAUGUGCCAAACCUACUGAAUUUCUCCAGAAUUCUUUGUGUUAGUUUCAGGUGGCUCCCCGGUAAGGGCCAAGUGUAACUCCGUAUUUACAAUUCAUAUAGUAAUAAUGGUUUUAUUCAAGAACUAUUCAAUAAAAUGGGUCAGAAAACUGACUGUAGCUUUGGUUCAAAGUGGAACCAUAUCCAUAUGCUCCCCUGUGCUGGAAUGGUCAUAGCAAAGACAGUGUUUAAGUCUUUAAAAUUACUUCUCGUAUCUUUGUGUUUGGAGCAUCACUACUUUCUGCCCUUCACUAUAUUCAUUUAUCACAGUUUCUUUAUGGCUGCUUGAAUUUUUUUUCCCUAAUGGAAUUAAUUACAUUCCAGAUUCAUGAAGUUGACUUUCCUUCAUGUAUAAACAACCACAAAUAAGAUUCAGCUUUUUAUUUUGCAGCACAAUGUACAUUAAACAAUAAUAAAAAAAAUUCUUGGAAUUGAAUCCACUUUUUUGAAUGUGUGGACCAUUGUCAGACUAGAACAAAUGAUCGUUUAAUCUCUUGCAGGGAGAAACAAAUUAUGUUCUUUUAAAAAUAAAGGUUUUCAGUUUCAAAGUCAUUUCAAUAUUAAAAGCCUGGAGCUUUUAUGUUUGACAGAACCUAGAAUGUAAAUAAAUGGAUGAGUGUGACUUUUGACUCCUACUGGGGCUAAUUCCUAAAGUUUUGGACAUAUUGGUUUCCCUUUUGAGAUUAGACUAGUGCAUCAGAAAAGACAAUACAUUAUAAUCUGUUCAUGCUAUUGCAGUUAAAUUUACACAAAAUAAAAUCUGGA